Molecule: messenger RNA, 339 nt
Organism: Paramecium pentaurelia
Lineage: Eukaryota; Ciliophora; Oligohymenophorea; Peniculida; Parameciidae
Source: the annotation of a GenBank genome assembly
AUGGCAGAAGGAAUACAAAGGAAAGUGAGAUCAUUAAUUGACGGUUUUAAUAAAUUUUAAAUAGAAAAAGAAUAAUUAAUAGAGAAAGAUAAAAAUUAAGAAAAGCAAAAGUAAAGGACUUAACAGCUAAAGUAUAAGAGUUGCAACUUAAAUAAUUUUAAUUAUAAUCUUUUUGAUUUGUCGAAUGACUCUUAAAAUUUUCCACUAUUGCUUCAUGUCAUUUUCUAAUCUUCAUUCUAUUCUGAAAGUAAUAUAGUGGCUAUCAGUGAGAAGCAGAAACUGGUUAACAAAAAUAAGAAAAUAUAAGUUUACUAAAUAAUGAGCUUAACUAAUUAUUGA